Messenger RNA from Euleptes europaea (tarantolino), 7191 nucleotides. RefSeq names its product chondroitin sulfate proteoglycan 4-like. The record is from RefSeq and is a predicted model, not a curated record. NCBI's taxonomy places the organism in Eukaryota, Metazoa, Chordata, Lepidosauria, Squamata, Sphaerodactylidae.
AUGGCCCCGCACCGCGCCCACCCCGCCGCCCUGCUCCUGCUCGUCGCCAUCAGCCCAGAGGCGCUCGCAGUAUUCUUUUAUGGUACAAGCUAUGUACACUUCGGUAUUGCUGAGUCAUCCUCCACGACAUCGUUACAAUUACGAUUUCGAACAGGUAUACCAACCGGAUUGCUUUUUCUUGCAGCAGGAACAGAAAGUUACUUUUUGGUGGAAUUACAUUCUGGAAAUAUACAGGUGAGAAUGAACCUCGGAGCUGGUGAGAGAGUUUUGCAUUCCCAGAGGAAUUCCCAGCUGAAUAAUUUGGCAUGGCACCUCGUGGAAGUUCGUCAUGAAACCGAUGACGUCACACUGGCAAUUGACAAGCAUCAUCAAACUAGGACAAAAUUGCCAGGUGUUCUAUUUGAUCUGAACACCCAACAUGGCCUCUAUAUUGGUGGCAGUGGCAGCCUUAAUGUCUCUUACCUUCACAGUGGGCAAGCUAACUUCCGAGGAUGCAUUGAAGAUGUGAUAUUUAACAAGCUCAACCUCCUAGCAUCCCUCAGACCUUCUCCGAGAUUAAAAAAUGUUCACGAAGUUUCAGAGAGCUGCAAUGAUGAAUUUUUUGCUAGUGAAGACGAUCCCAUUAGUUUCUUCAGUUCCAAGUCCUAUAUUUCUUUUCCUUCAUGGGAUCUUCAGGAGGAAGGAAUCUGGGAUUGUACAGUGCAACCCACAGCUCCAAGAGGCUUGCUGCUUUACAGUUCUGGGCAAGGGGGAGACUUUGUCGCAAUGGAGAUUGAAAAUGGUCUGAUUAAAGCUCACAUUGGAAAGGGGAAGAGUACAAUUCAGCUUUCUUCUCUUAGUCCUGUUCAUGGUAACCAGUGGCAUUCUGUCAAACUAAAAUUUUCUGCAAAAUACAUUGAACUCACAAUAGAAAAACAAACAGUGAAAAAGUUACUGCCGUUGAACAGUAAGCUUCCUAUUCUUAAAGGCCCCGUUUAUAUAGGUGGAGUAGAUGAUCAUAUCCGGGUAGAAGUUAUGAAACUAGGAUUAACUUCGUUAUCUGGGAAAUAUGCACAAGGAGGAUCCUUCAGAGGCUGCAUGAGAGAUUUGCAAAUAAACAUGGAAAAGAAAUCCUUGAAGAAUGUUCUUGUGACUAAGGAUAUUUCAGUGGGAUGCAGAACUGAGAGUACCUUUGAUAAAAAUCCUGUCGUAGCCCCUGAAAAACAACUUGCUGGAACAGUAGGGCCUGCUUCUGUCGUUGGUCCUGUGGACUCCAAACGCCAUAAGAAAGACAGUUAUGGCCAUUUUUUGGUGGUAAACAAUUUGAUUGUUCCAGAAGGUGGGCAGGCUACACUUGAAUCUAAGCACAUUAAAGUAAAUGUGGAAUUCAAGAAAUUAGGGAUUCGUCAGUCACAGAUACUUUUUAUAAUUAAAGAACACCCUUCUCAUGGCCUGUUGAGGUUGGAUGUUGAACCAGAGCAGGAGCAGGAGUCCACAUUUACCAUGCUAGAUUUGUGGCAAGGUAGAGUUCUAUAUAUGCAUGAUGGCUCUGAAGAAAGCUAUGAUUACUUCACUUUUUCUAUUUCUACAAGCAGUAAAAAAGAGAUGCCUCUAUAUCUGCAAGGCAGGAAGGACUACAUGUUUACCAUUACGGUCAGACCGAUAAAUGAUGCCCCAGAACUCACCCUCCCAAAUGGAAACUUGUUUACUUUGUUAGAACACUCCAAGAAAUGUCUGAAUGUGAAUUCAGUAAAUAUUUCAGACACAGAUACAAGUUUUGCAGACCUCAGUAUUUCAGUCCUUGGAAAUCUGAAUACAGAUGCAGGAUUUUUAGAAAAUUCCCAGAGCCCUGGAAAGGCUAUCACUGACUUUUCUUAUGAAGACUUAAAACAUGGCAAUAUUUUCUUUGUCCACACUGGUGUAAAGAACUCCAGAAUUGUCCUGCGAGCAAGCGACCGCGAGAAAGUCAGCAACACAGUUGUGUUGCGUAUCAUGGCUGUUCCUUUGAAUUAUAAAUUGGUCAACAACACAGGGGUUGAGGUUCUGCAGGGUGAUACAGUUUUGAUCACACUCAGCCAUUUGGCUGUUGAAACCGAUGCGUUCCAACAAGACCUGGAGAUACGGUAUGAGAUCACACAGUCACCCCGAUAUGGAGAAAUUCAGAGGCGCCAUGCUGGUGGAGAAUGGAAAAAAACAUACUCUUUUUCUCAGCGUUCCGUUGGACGUGGUCGUGUGAGAUAUGCUUGUACCUUCAAAGGGAUGCAGCAAGAUCAUGCCCUAGAACAUUUCAUGUUUAAAGUCAACAUUCUCAACAAAACAAGUGAAGAGUUUCUGUUCCUAGUUACAGUGAAAUGGUUGAGGUAUAAUCUACAGAGAAAUGUACCACUAGUAAUUGAUAAAACCAAGAAAGAGUACCUUACUUCAGAUAAACUUCUUGCUGUGAUAGAGGAAGUAGAGGUACCAGAAAAUGAAUUUUAUUACAAGUUGCAAUCCUUGCCUGAGAAAGGAAAUAUUCUGCUUAAUGACAUACCUUUGCAAAUCAAUUCAACCUUCAGCCGACAGGAUAUUUCUGAUUAUAAAGUAGAAUAUCAUUUAAUCAGUAGGCCCCACGAGGAAACUCAGGAUACAUUUAGAUUCCUCAUUUCUACAAAAUACGUGAUCUCAAAUAUCUAUGACUUCAAAAUCAACAUUAAAACAGACCCACGACAGAUUCUUUUGACAAACAAUGGCCUCACUGUUACAGAGGGUGAAGGAAAAUUGAUAACAAGAUCAGAAUUGUUUGCACAGACCCUCAACAAUAAGACCUUCCAAUAUAAAGUUACACGGAGCCCUCGUCAUGGGAAAUUAUCGCUUAUUAAUUUUUCAGAUUCUCUGGCAAGUAACGGUAAUCUAAGUAGUUUCACAAAUAAGGAUAUAAUUGGUAGACGUCUUAUGUAUAUACACGAUGACUCUGAGACUCUGUGUGAUGAGAUUUAUAUUACAGCAGUGGCUUUAGAGUCUGAGGCACAGAUGAGUUCAAGUGCAGAAAUGGAACCCCCUUUAUCAGCAGAGAUCAAAUUUAACAUCUCUAUCCAGCUGAAAAAUGAUGAGAAACCAGUACGUGUGGUAGAUAAGGUGUUUCAUGUAGUGAAGUAUGGGAAGAGACUCUUGACCCUAGCUGAUCUUUGCUACCAUGAUCCUGAUACUGAUUUUGAUGAUGAGAAGCUGUUGUAUACCAGGCGUGGCAUUCCUAAUGGGGAUUUGGUUCUUGCCAAUGAAACCUCUCACAGACUCUAUCAGUUCAAACAAGAAGACCUGGCCCAAAACCGAGUCCUGUUUACUCACCGUGGGGCAGACUAUGGUCGCUUUGUGUUGUUCGUAACUGAUGGGAAGCACUAUACAUCAUCAUUGCUAGAAGUAAGUGCUUCAGAUCCCUACGUUCAUCUGGUAAACAAUACGGGUUUAUUGAUCCAGAAAGGAAGAGACGGAAUAAUCACGGCUGCUAACUUGAGUGCUACCACAAACCAAGACAUUAGAAGUGAUUGUGAAAUUAUAUUUGAGAUGUUUUUGUUUCCGAAGUAUGGGCAAGUCUUUGUAAAUAAUUCAGCACUGGGCACUUUCACUCAGCAUGAUCUCAAUAUUGGACAGGUAACUUAUAAGCACGAUGACAGUAACAAUUUGAUUGACACAUUUAACUUUACAGUUUAUGUGAAAGACGUCCAGUUGAAUGCUGGAAUACAUGUUCGAAUGUACUUAGAAAGCCAUCAGCGCCCACCUACAAUUGUACAGAAUGGCAACCUUUUGGUCGAAGAAGGAAAACCAGUUAAAAUCACUAAUGGAAAAUUGCUGGUUGUUCAUGAAAACAGUUUGCCAUCAGAAAUGAAGUUCACAGUAAGGUCACCUCCAGUCUUUGGGUUCUUUCGGAAGUUUACUUCAGAGGAAGGUUAUCUCGGAGAAGAAAAUCCAGUUCUGAGUUUUACCCAGCAAGAUAUCAAUGACGGUAAUAUCCAGUAUGUGCAGACUACUCCCAACCGGCUGCAAGAUCAGUUUUCAUUGGACGUGACCAAUGGCAUCCAGGCAAUCAGUGGAAUAGAAAUUGCUGUAGACAUCAUUCCAAAGCUCAUCCCAUUGGAAGUACAGAACUUCACAGUUGCUGAAGGGGGUUCAAAAGUACUGGAUGAAGAUUUUCUAAAAAUUCCUACUAGCCAUUUCGUAGGGCUCAAUUGUGAAUUUGAUUUACUUGAACCACCAAAACAUGGGCGUAUUGCUAAUUCCCAUUUUCCUGGAUUGGCACUAACUAAAUUUAGCAGGCAACAGGUGGAACAAGGAUUAAUCUCCUACAUUCAUGAUGAUAGCGAACAGCUGCUUGACAAUUUCACCAUGGUUGCAAACAGCACAGAACUGUGGAAACAGAGCUUGCCUCGGAUGAUAUUUGUGACUAUAAGACCAAUAAAUGACGAGUCUCCUCGUAUAAAGAGAAACAAAGUACUCAGGGUCUGGGUGGGAUCAAUCACUGAAAUAACUGUGAAUGAUCUCUGUGCAGAAGAUCAAGAUUCCUCUCCUGCCGAACUAAUAUACUCUGUUUCACCUCCAAAUAAUGGUCAUCUAGCUCUCAAGUCUUCUCCAAACAAAAAUAUCCUCAAUUUUACCCAAGCUCACAUUGAAGAAGGCCAGUUAGUGUUUGUCCAUAGUGGAGCCAUGUCUGGAGGCUUCAAUUUCCAGGUGACGGAUGGUGUAAACUUUGCGCCACGACAAAUUUUCAGUAUCACGGCUCAAGCGCUCGUAAUCCACCUAGAAAAUAACAAUGGGCUGGAAGUCUUUCCAGGAUCUAGGAAACAAAUUGCAUCCCACAAUCUGAAAGCCAUCACCAAUGAUGUGGUUGGGGCAGAAAACAGAACUAUAAUUUUUACAGUGGCAGUUUCUCCAAAGCUUGGAAAACUCAUCAGAAUACUCUCCGAUAACAGCACCCAGAAUAUUUCCAGUUUUACGCAAUCUAUGGUAGAUGAACGUUUGAUUGUUUAUGAGCACACCAAGAAGGAGGACAUUGGAUGGAACGCACAAGAUAGUUUUACUUUUACAGUCUCCUCCCCACCAGCAGUCUUGGGUUCCCAAGUGUUUGAUAUUAAUAUUUCUUAUGAACUUAAAGGGUAUGGUCAUUACAGUCAGCUACUUGCAAACACAGGCAUUGUUGUCCAGGAGGGAGGCAAAGCUUUAAUUGACAAAACAAACCUGGAUGGAUCAAACCUGUUGUUUAAAUUGCCUGGGGCACAACGUUCUAAGUACGAAGUAUGGUAUCAAGUCACGUCAUUGCCACAACAUGGCAGAAUCGUUGUGGGAGAAAGAAACAUUACUAGAGAGAAGCCCAACUUCUCUCAAUACAUUAUCAACAAAUUUGGAAUCACUUAUAUCCAUGAUGACUCUGAAUCACUCGCCGAUCACUUUACUUUUGCUGUGUGGCUAAAUCAAAAGAGCAAAUCUUCAACAAAACCUGAAAAUGACUUUUUGGAAGAGAUAUUUAAUAUCACUGUUGUUCCAGUGAAUGAUCAGCCUCCAGAGCUGAAGACCAAAAUGCUGUAUUUGAAUGUUUUACAAGGGGAUACAGCAGUUGUGGGACCAGAAAGCCUGAAAGUAGAAGACUUAGAUAACAUCCCAGAAGAGAUCAAAUACAACAUUAUCAGAAAUCCCCAAAAUGGCUACCUAGCAUGGUGGACUCAUUUGAAUGAAUCCAUCAGUGAUUUCACACAAGCUGAUGUUGAUGCUGGCAGAGUUUGGUUCGUACAAGAUGGAAGUUCCUCCUCUGGGGUUUUCUACUUCAGUGUGACAGAUGGAAAACAUCAUCCCCUAUACAAACUCUUUACUCUUGAAGUAACGCCCACAUCUGUCAUGCUGGUCAACCUAUCUGAGGUGGUGCUUCCACAGGGACAGAAUACUGUUGCUAUUACAAACGCACACCUUUCAGCUACAACCAAUGGAAAAAACACAGAGAUUGGCUUUGAAGUAACACGGCCGUUCAGUUAUGGGGAAGUACUGAUCGGCAAUGAACAGGUAACCAAGUUCCGGCAAGCAGAUUUAUAUGCAGGAAGACUGUUGUAUAGAAUGAUGGAUCUCACCACAUCUAGAGAUACUCUGGAGUUCACAGUGUUUAACUCAGACAGUAAUCUAACAGGACAGGUUCUGAACCUUACAAUACAGCCUCUUGUGCAGAUGACACUUGGCCUAAACAUUCCAAAUAAGAUAGCUUACAAGCUAAAACCUAGUGACUUGGAUGCUACCGAUCUAGCAAUCUUAACAAAUAGCAAUCCCAGAUUUGAAGUGAUUGUGCCUCCAGCUCACGGCAGAGUGGUCAGGGAGCCACUAACCACCGUUAAAAGCAAAGAGCUGUCUGCGUUCACACAGAGGGACAUCGAGAAUGGAGUUAUAUUUCUUGAGGCAGAUGCCAACUUGACAGGUGUUGAAGUAUUAAACGACUCCUUGACGUUUAUGUUGCGGGCAGAUGAUGUCCAGCCCGCGGUUGGUCACUUUCGUUAUGUCAUCGUGCCACACAAUCCUUUACCGAUCCAGACAUUUACACCAGAAGUGACCCUCUUAACUAGCACAAACAUUUUAAAGAGCUAUACCGUCACAAAGAAUGAACCUCUGCUUUUUACGAAGUACAAUACGUGCACUGAAACACCAGGACAGACAGCUCCGACUCUGGGGCGCAAGUGGAAUCUCUGGGAGCAGCAGAAGGAAAAAGAUGCCUCGCUUAAGGCAGAAGUUGCACAUGGCAGAUCUGCAUGGGCUGAGACCACUACACAAGCAAAUUCCAAAAGCGCCGUGGUUCAGCUUCAGGAUAGCAACAGUAACCGACUGUUCAUCAUUAUACCACUGAUCUCAGUUGCUGUUUUAUUCAUUGUGACUGCCAUCACUGUUUGCAUCUUCCUCAUGUGCCAUAAGCCCCAAAAGGCAAAACCUCUCAUCGCAGACCAGCCACCAGCUGUUCUCAGUAGCCCAAGUUUUUGUCCCGAAAGGAGCUUAACUGUUCCUACCGUCACAGUGACACCCCUGUUAAAAGCCUCCAGUAAUACGGUGACUGUCCCGUUUGUGGCUAUCAGACAGGAACAGCUUCAUCCUUCCACCAAAUCCAGCUGCAGAAUGUCCUCUGCAAAGCAGUUGGUCCAGACUUGACCCAGAAAUGAUCCAGCACUGUCGAACAACCAACCCAACUCUGAAACGCAAUCAGUAUUGGGUGUA